UUAAGAAUCACCCAAUUUGUGGUCUAGAUUUUGUUUCAAGUUUAAAUAGGGAGUAAUUGUUGGAGGGAUGGAAGGUUUGGGGCAGUUCAUUUGUCAGAAUUGUAACAUGGCAUUUCAUUCUGCUGGACUCUUGGAUAAACACAAGGCCAAAUUCUGCAUUGGCACAGACUUAAAAGAUCCAAUAGCUCUAUGGAGAGGACAAAGGGGAUUCACACAAACAGAAAACGCAGCUCUGAAGACGGUGCAUCCCAAAAGGGCAAGGACACCUGAUUUGAUUGUUUUGAAAGAACAGAGAAAGUGCCAAGUGGAUCAGAGAGAGAGUUCACAGGAAAAUACUGCUCUAAACAAACUCACUGAAGAGUUUCGAAAACUCAGGAUCUCAUUUGAACACAACCAGCCCAGAAGACAAACAGAGGUCUCUGAGGAGCAGGGCUCACUCCAGCAGAAGGCUGAUGAACAGAGGGCCAUUGACUUAUAUAAAGAUCAUGAGCAGAGACUGGCUGAGAUCAGGGCGCGCAACCAUCAGCUGGAGAAGGAGAGAGAGGAUAUCGAACAGAGGCUUGCCGAGCUGGGAGGGCGGGAGAGGACGGCUCAUCUAGAGGAAGUGCUGCAAGAGCUGAGGAGUCAGGAACAGAGGAACGAGGAGGUGCUGCAUCAGCUCAGCUCUCACAUCAACUCAAUGAAGGGGUUUAAUCAAAAUGAAGUCCAAUCUAACCCACCAGAGGAAAAGAAGACCCAUGUCUUGAUCUGUUCUGUGGACGGACCCCUCUCCGCUCAGAUAAGAGCUUUGCGUCUGGCAUACAUGCAGUCUGGUGGUUCUGAUCCAGAGGUUCUGGCCCACAUGCAUGACCUUCAAGCAGAAGCUCAUACACUGGAGCAGGCAAGACCUCGAGCUGACGGCAAGACAAAAGGAAGAAGGAUGAAGUCUCCUCACAGAGUGUUGGACCCUGAUGUUCUUGCUGUGGAGCAGGAGAACCAAAAGCUUGAGGAGGAAAUCCUCAGAAUCCAGCUGGCCAGGGAGAGGCACAAAGGAGAACACGGGCUCAUUGAUAUCCAGAAGGACCACAUCCAUCAAAUGGCUAGCCUCCAAGCUGAGAUCUCCUUUCUAAAAAGAGAAAUAGACAAGAGGCGAGACAGAAGACCACACCAUCCUAUGUUUCCUGGAUCUUCUAUGGCCCACUCACACUCUGCUCUGACACUGGAUCAGAGUUCAAAACAGCAUUCAUUAAUGGGUUCCCAUGUAACUGAUCCGAUGGAACCUCUUGGUCCAGCUCCUUAUGAUCCUGUGGCUGGCUUUGUGAUCUUCUAUGACCUGGUGAUGGGUUUAGAAGCUACUUUGAGAUCAGUGCGCUUGUUGGAAGGGUUAUACUGUAAUGGGGAGAAGUUGGGACAUACCACCCCAAUGCCACCUGUGCAGUGCCAACCAUUACUCUCCACCAAGAGUCCUGGAAACUAUGCCAUACUGGCUGUUAAACAGCCUGUGCCAAGAGUACAACCAUCUCCAAAUCUCACUUUGGUCUUGGAGAUUCAGACUUCUAGAGGUCUCCAUUUGUACAACUAUGAAACUAAGGACUUGGUUACUUGUGGCUGGGCUAAACUUGAACUUUUUGACGAGCACAACCAGGUGCACAGUGGUCACUGGAGGCUUCCCUUCCGCUCUCUCCCAGUUCAAGCGUCCCUAAGUCCAGUUCAACUGAAUUCUGUGUCUCAACUGGGUAACAUGGAACUCUGUCUUCGGGUAGCAAACGCUUGUCAUGGAGAUGUACAGACUCUUGCAAAGAUUGACAUCAACAACACCAACCAAUACAAGUACCCAUCAAUGGUGGUCUCAAACACAUCUGCAAUCCUGGCAACGCAAGAACCAUCUCACACAUUACAACCCUCAACCAAUCCUUUACCUUCAUCACUGCCACAGACAGAUCAUGUCGAGGAGUCCAAUUAUAUUUGAACGACUUGAAUUGAUUACUGUACAAAUAAAGUUUGCUGUAACUUCACACAAAUUGUAUUUCAAGUGACUAUACAGAUCACACA
Molecule: messenger RNA, 2031 nt
Organism: Rhinichthys klamathensis goyatoka
Lineage: Eukaryota; Metazoa; Chordata; Actinopteri; Cypriniformes; Leuciscidae
Gene: ccdc17
Product: coiled-coil domain containing 17
Exons: 14
Coding region: 68-1948 (626 amino acids)
Source: RefSeq, a predicted model, not a curated record